This is a messenger RNA of Mizuhopecten yessoensis (Yesso scallop), 2439 nucleotides long. RefSeq names its product mucin-2-like. The transcript is spliced from 2 exons. The record is from RefSeq and is a predicted model, not a curated record. NCBI's taxonomy places the organism in Eukaryota, Metazoa, Mollusca, Bivalvia, Pectinida, Pectinidae. Bases 1 to 2439 code for a protein of 812 amino acids.
AUGGGCCUCGCUUCUUCGUCGGAAACCCCGCACAGUGCGUGCGAGGCCAGGGUAAGACGGGUGGAGAAUGUCCCACCGACACAUGGCGAGGAGGAACGAAGAGAUCAAGCACACACCCUCAUCAACUACUCCUCCCCCAAUCAACAUACACCUCCAUCAACAAACACCCCAUCAGCACACACCCUCAUCAACUACUCCUCCCCCAAUCAACAUACACCUCCAUCAACAAACACCCCAUCAGCACACACCCUCAUCAACUACUCCUCCCCCAAUCAACAUACACCUCCAUCAACAAACACCCCAUCAGCACACACCCUCAUCAACUACUCCUCCCCCAAUCAACAUACACCUCCAUCAACAAACACCCCAUCAGCACACACCCUCAUCAACUACUCCUCCCCCAAUCAACAUACACCUCCAUCAACAAACACCCCAUCAGCACACACCCUCAUCAACUACUCCUCCCCCAAUCAACAUACACCUCCAUCAACAAACACCCCAUCAGCACACACCCUCAUCAACUACUCCUCCCCCAAUCAACAUACACCUCCAUCAACAAACACCCCAUCAGCACACACCCUCAUCAACUACUCCUCCCCCAAUCAACAUACACCUCCAUCAACAAACACCCCAUCAGCACACACCCUCAUCAACUACUCCUCCCCCAAUCAACAUACACCUCCAUCAACAAACACCCCAUCAGCACACACCCUCAUCAACUACUCCUCCCCCAAUCAACAUACACCUCCAUCAACAAACACCCCAUCAGCACACACCCUCAUCAACUACUCCUCCCCCAAUCAACAUACACCUCCAUCAACAAACACCCCAUCAGCACACACCCUCAUCAACUACUCCUCCCCCAAUCAACAUACACCUCCAUCAACAAACACCCCAUCAGCACACACCCUCAUCAACUACUCCUCCCCCAAUCAACAUACACCUCCAUCAACAAACACCCCAUCAGCACACACCCUCAUCAACUACUCCUCCCCCAAUCAACAUACACCUCCAUCAACAAACACCCCAUCAGCACACACCCUCAUCAACUACUCCUCCCCCAAUCAACAUACACCUCCAUCAACAAACACCCCAUCAGCACACACCCUCAUCAACUACUCCUCCCCCAAUCAACAUACACCUCCAUCAACAAACACCCCAUCAGCACACACCCUCAUCAACUACUCCUCCCCCAAUCAACAUACACCUCCAUCAACAAACACCCCAUCAGCACACACCCUCAUCAACUACUCCUCCCCCAAUCAACAUACACCUCCAUCAACAAACACCCCAUCAGCACACACCCUCAUCAACUACUCCUCCCCCAAUCAACAUACACCUCCAUCAACAAACACCCCAUCAGCACACACCCUCAUCAACUACUCCUCCCCCAAUCAACAUACACCUCCAUCAACAAACACCCCAUCAGCACACACCCUCAUCAACUACUCCUCCCCCAAUCAACAUACACCUCCAUCAACAAACACCCCAUCAGCACACACCCUCAUCAACUACUCCUCCCCCAAUCAACAUACACCUCCAUCAACAAACACCCCAUCAGCACACACCCUCAUCAACUACUCCUCCCCCAAUCAACAUACACCUCCAUCAACAAACACCCCAUCAGCACACACCCUCAUCAACUACUCCUCCCCCAAUCAACAUACACCUCCAUCAACAAACACCCCAUCAGCACACACCCUCAUCAACUACUCCUCCCCCAAUCAACAUACACCUCCAUCAACAAACACCCCAUCAGCACACACCCUCAUCAACUACUCCUCCCCCAAUCAACAUACACCUCCAUCAACAAACACCCCAUCAGCACACACCCUCAUCAACUACUCCUCCCCCAAUCAACAUACACCUCCAUCAACAAACACCCCAUCAGCACACACCCUCAUCAACUACUCCUCCCCCAAUCAACAUACACCUCCAUCAACAAACACCCCAUCAGCACACACCCUCAUCAACUACUCCUCCCCCAAUCAACAUACACCUCCAUCAACAAACACCCCAUCAGCACACACCCUCAUCAACUACUCCUCCCCCAAUCAACAUACACCUCCAUCAACAAACACCCCAUCAGCACACACCCUCAUCAACUACUCCUCCCCCAAUCAACAUACACCUCCAUCAACAAACACCCCAUCAGCACACACCCUCAUCAACUACUCCUCCCCCAAUCAACAUACACCUCCAUCAACAAACACCCCAUCAGCACACACCCUCAUCAACUACUCCUCCCCCAAUCAACAUACACCUCCAUCAACAAACACCCCAUCAGCACACACCCUCAUCAACUACUCCUCCCCCAAUCAACAUACACCUCCAUCAACAAACACCCCAUCAGCACACACCCUCAUCAACUACUCCUCCCCCAAUCAACAUACACCUCCAUCAACAAACACCCCAUCAGCACACACCCUCAUCAACUAA